Molecule: messenger RNA, 1908 nt
Organism: Trichomonas vaginalis G3
Lineage: Eukaryota; Parabasalia; Trichomonadida; Trichomonadidae
Product: protein of unknown function, DUF4106 family
Exons: 1
Source: RefSeq, a predicted model, not a curated record
AUGACGAAAAUAACAGAUGCAGCAACGAGACAGGCAGUUCAAAGUGCCUAUGACGCCGUUAGAGCAACUGUUGUGGAAAGUCAAGAAAAAGAGUUACAACAGACCAAAACAGACCUAGUAAAUGCUUUCUUAAGAACGAAAAGUCAGGUAGGACAUUAUGCUGCAGAUGGAACAUAUGUGCCAGCUGGUGGAACUUAUAUACCACCAAACCCUCCAAGAGAAGCACCUGCACCAGGACUACCUAAAACAUUUACAUCGUCACAUGGACAUAGACACAAGCAUGCACCAAAACCAACACAACAACAACAACCAGCACAACAACCACCUCCACAACCAGCACAACAACCAGCACAGCAACCAACAGUUCAAAACCCUGCACAACAACAACCACAAACAGAGCAAGGACAUAAAAGAAGUAGAGAACAAGGAAACCAAGAAUUCUUAAAAAUGCUUAAAGAAGAGUGUGGUUUCCCAGAUACUGUUGACUUUAGUGACAGAUAUAAAGAAGCUAUUGGAAAGUUCAAGGAUGGAAAUACUGACCCGAACCUAUUUAGCUUUAUGGCUCAGCACCAAAACGGAUAUAAUCUCAAACCUGGAAAAUACAAGCUCGCUAAGGGAUAUGAUUUAAUAGCAUAUCAUCCAAAUGACAUGAAUGAAUUUACUCCGAGAUAUUUGAUGUCAGAGCUAAAUGACAAUUCAACUUUCGUCAUGAAACGCGUAAAAAAUAGAGACGGAACGAAAGAACAAAAGCUUAUGAAUGCGGAUGACGUAGAUAGGGAAAUUGUUAAAAACGGUCUCGGAAUAUAUGAAAUGCCAGCAGAUGAGGUACAAGAAACUCCACAGGAAGAACUAGUUCAGAUACAACCAGACAUGGAAGAAAUAGUUCAGCAACAACAGCUAGAAGAGCCUGAAGGAAACGAACAAGUCACUCCUUUGGAAACUAACUUCACAGAACUAGAUGAAGAUUUGGAACAGCCGAAAAAUCUUGACCCUCAACAAGAGUAUGCGGAGAAUAUGGAAUAUUUCCAAGAGUCUAAAAAAAAUUCGGCUGACAUAGUAGAAGAAUAUCGAAAAAUGUUUGCCGACAUACAAAAGACUCCAACACCAGAUGAAAAUAUUCAGCAUAGAAUGGAAGCACUGAAAGAAAAUGUACACAAAUACAACAACCCUUUUUACUUACGAGCAUUUAACGUUCAAUCUUCGGAUGAACUCGGUGAAAAUAAAAGGUUAAAUUUCAAGAAAACAUAUAGAAAUGAAACAUUGUUUAAAGUUCAUUCAGAACCUAACCAAGAUGGAAACAAACCUACUUUUGUUUCUGCAGACGAUGGAACUACAAUGAGAUGGGGUCAUAAAGCUAAUCCAGAUAGGUGGUUCAUAAACUUACAACCACAAUUCCAAGAAGUUGUAGACGCAAUGGAAGUCAAUGGUGAACCAGAUAUAGCUGGUAUUUUCAGCGCGGCUUUAAUGCCAUUGAAAGAUAUGAAACAUGCAGAUAUUUUGGACCAGUAUGAAAUGAACAUGGCUGAUGGAAAUAUAACACCUGACGUUCUAGAACAUUUAUCUCAAAGAACUACACAGAACCAUAGAGAUGGUAUAUUUGGUGAAGAGUUUAGAAAGAAAGUUAGGGAGGGAGAAGGAAGAGAACCUAUUGUACAUGACCUUGCAAAUGAAAGUUUACAAAAUGUCAUAAAAACUUACUUUGCAGACAAUGAACCGAGAAGGGAUGAAUAUUUAAGAAAACUCAAAUGGACAGUACCAAAUGAAAUGUUAGUAUUGAAAAACAUGUUCCUUGACAAAAUAAAACCAACUACAGAAAUAAACGACGCAAGACUGAAAGAUUGGGUAGAAGCUUUCCCAUUCACAAAAGAUAUAGUUGGUAACAUGGAAAGAAAACCAGAAUGGCUACAA